UAGACAAUGAAAAAUAUCCAUAUAUUUUUAUUUAACUGCUUUGUUGAAUUUAAUUCAUUUAAGAUUUGGGUAUUACAUGAUUUAGUUUGAAUAUUGCAUGUAAAAUUGUAUGAUCUUGUUUGGGGGGGGGCUAUAGGGGUUUCACCUUCGUAAAGUAUUAUUUGACAGGUUUGACUUGGCUCUAGUUCUGGCUAGUUGGGAAACAAAUACGACCGAAUCUCGCGAGAUUUUGGGUUAGGGUUUAGGUUUGGGUGUAAGAUUAGGAUGGAGAGAUGAGAAAGUGGUUCUGACUAGACGGGAUACAGCUACGGCCUAAAUCCAGUGAAGUGUUGGGUUUAGGGUGAGUUUGGGGUAAUAAUAGAAUGAAAACCGCGCCAGUUCUUCACGCGAGAUUUUGGCCGUAUUUGUAUCCCUUCUAGCCACAACCGACCUGCGAUGGUAUCUCCAUGGCAUCUGAUGUAAACAAGCUCUGUGUCCGGCGCGAGAAACGCCAAACAGCAGAUUGGACCAUAGACAGAUGCCGAUUAAAAAAGUUAAAAAGGCAAAGAAGGGAAAGGGAAAAGGAAAGAAAGAUGGCAAGCAAGAGUCAAAAAGGGAUAAAGAGUCUGAUCUUGAGAGGGCAAAAGCAAACGCUGGUCUGUGGGAAAUCAGGUGUGAUAUGACCGAGACUUCACGCAUUGAGUACUAUGAAACAGCAGGGAGACUGGCUAAAGACAACGAGCAGCUCACACAUCUACAGCACGAAACUGAGAAGAAAAACAUUGAUGUUAUUGCUGUUCUAAGGGAGAAAGACGUGGAAAAUGAUGAAAAGAUUGCUGCCCUGGAACAGCAAAUACAGCUUGAGAAAACAAGAGCCUCUGAGGAAAAGAUGAAUUUAAUGGCUGAUUUUACACUAAAGAUUGGAGAGCUAGAGAAGGAGUUUGAGAAAAGAUCUAGUGAGUUCAGUACGAUUCAAGAGGAGCUUCAGAUCAUUAAUGACUUCCGGAAGAAAAAGCCACAGAUGGACCAGGAGCUACAAAAUAUGAAAGAGAUUAUGGACAGUGCAGAUCUAGAACAUAAGAAUGCGCUUAUGAAAAUGGAAGAAAAGUUCUUAAAUGACAAGGCCCACCUAGAGAAGAAAGUUGAAGAAAAGAUUGCUGAGCUUGCAGAACAAGCCCACAACGAGGCCAUCAUACAGCUGGAUGGUGCUUCUCGCUCUGUGUUCAAGGAGAAUGUACGUUUAAAUAAGGCAUUGCAUUACCACAUUAAAGAUGUUGAGGAUCUACGGAAGAGAAAUGCAGCCCUGGCGGACGAAAACGACACCCUCACCCAGCAAAUAGAGACAAGCCAACAGAUAAUAAAUGACACUGUAUCUCAAAUUACAACCCAGCGAAGCAAGAUUACUGAGAUGAAGGUCAAGGUGUCCACACAGGAGCAGGCCCUGGCCACCAUGGUGGCUGAGUUUGAAAGGGAGAAAGCCGAUAUCAAGCGACGUGUCGAGGUCCAAACUCAGGCCGGUGGCGUAGAGCUGGACAAACUCCAGAAGCUUCUUACCCUACGAGAGAAGGAGCUAAGCCGGGUGAAGAAGCUGGCACGAAGCGUGGUGGAGCAGCGAACAGACACGGAGAUCCUCUUCCAUGAAGCUCUAAACCAAGUCAAGCAGGAGAUUUCAAUGCAAAGCCUAAUGGACAGGCAGGAAGCAGAGGUCAAUCAUAGCAGGAGGAUGAAUGAGGUUCUGUCAGGUAGAAAGGAUUAUGCUCCAAUGCAAAGCAUUAACAAAACUAUCCACAGCUCCAACAGCAUUUCCACCGGCAUGCAGGGGGCUGAUAAAGGUCUGAAGCAUCCCGACGUAAACACAUCAGAGAUGAGCUGGGAACAGAGAGAGAGAGUGCUUCGACUGCUCUUUGCUAAAAUGAAUGCCCUGAAAACAAAAAAACCUAUUGAUGGUCCAGUUCACACAGACUCUGAAGGGAAUCGGUGUAGCAGUGAUGUAAGCAAUGCAGACGAAGAAUCUAACUCCACCUUUUUAACACAAGUACAAGAUUUUAAUAUGAGCUUGAGUACAAAGUCCAGUGACAUAUAGAUCAACUGACUGACCUCACUAAAGAAACUCAGAACCUUGAAUGCAAAACUUAUAGUAUAAAAGUAUAUUUCCUAUUCUGUGUUUAUGCAGGUAUAUGCUUUGCUUCUAGUUCAUAUAUAUAAUGUCAAAGUAUUGGAUAUUGCAUACUGGUUGUAACUACUAAUAAAAGUACUGAGGGUCACAGACUGUCAAAUUCACAGCUUAAAACUAUUUUUACAUGUGGAGAACUGUUUACCAAGAUUGCAUGUAGGAGAAAUUAUAUGAAAUAACAGUAUUUAGUAAUGAGGACGGUGCUCUUUAAAAAAAUAAACAUUGCAACCACUUGCAACCACAAAAACAUCUAAAAAUGUAUUUGAUUGGAGACAGAUUUAUUAUGCUUGCAGAUUAUAUGAACUGAUGCAAUUUUGGGGUAAUCAGAUAAGCCUUUUGCUGAUUAUAAUUAUUAUUUUUAAAGCAAAAUACACUGUCAGAAAAAGGAUUUAAAAAUUGUCACUGGGGUGGUACUGUCAAAGGUUAAUUUUUGUACCUUUAUGGGUAUACAACACCAGUGUUUCCCACAGGAUUUUGAGGAGACUGUGGUGGUGAUGACGUCACCCGCUUAUUAGCAUAUAUGUGACGUCAUCAUGUUGUGUUUGAGUUUGAUCUAGUGUUGGCACCUGAAAUAUGUUUCACUUCUACUCUUUGAUCUGUAUCUGUA
Molecule: messenger RNA, 2759 nt
Organism: Paramisgurnus dabryanus
Lineage: Eukaryota; Metazoa; Chordata; Actinopteri; Cypriniformes; Cobitidae
Gene: bbof1b
Product: basal body orientation factor 1b
Source: RefSeq, a predicted model, not a curated record